This is a messenger RNA of Symsagittifera roscoffensis, 1568 nucleotides long. RefSeq names its product UDP-N-acetylglucosamine transporter-like. Gene Ontology annotation, biological process: pyrimidine nucleotide-sugar transmembrane transport. Bases 274 to 1350 code for a protein of 358 amino acids. NCBI's taxonomy places the organism in Eukaryota, Metazoa, Xenacoelomorpha, Acoela, Convolutidae. The record is from RefSeq and is a predicted model, not a curated record. Gene Ontology annotation, molecular function: UDP-galactose transmembrane transporter activity. Gene Ontology annotation, cellular component: Golgi membrane. The transcript has a single exon.
CUUACAGAUUUACACCGCUUAUGUUUUUUCGUUUUAUAUAUUUAAUUUGUAUACAUUCAAAAGAAACCAAUUCAAUAUAGUUUAUCAAGUUGUUUUAAACAUUUUGGUUGGAUAAACGAAACGUUGUACUGAAAAACACUGUAGGUUUAUUUGUCCAUAAAGUUCUGUAAAAUCAUUGGCAAAAAACAAUGAAAAACGAUUACUUUUCAGAUCAAUUUUGCGCAUGUGAUGAUUUUACUCAGCUUGGUUUAGUUCAAGCGUGUUUUGUUGAAAAUGAACAAUGAAAAAUCUAACCACAAUGGAAAUAACAGCUAUAACAGUAAUGUUCUUUCUGAAAACAACAACAACAAUAUUCUGAGUGGAAACCCGGGUAAUUUACGAGAAAUUGUGAAAAUGCAACCCAAAAAUCAUAGAUAUUUGCGAUACUCGUCUUUAGCCAUUCUUGCGAUCCAAAAUGCGACCCUAGUUCUUAUCAUGCGAUAUGCCCGCACAAUGCCGGGCGAAAAGUUCUACGCGACAACAGCGGUUGUCAUGGCGGAAGCAGUUAAAUUAGUCGCUUGUUUCUUUAUUAUUUCAUACAAUGAAGGCGGUGUCAGAGGUCUAAUUCGAGAGCUGGACCGAAAUAUUAUCAAUGCACCUAUGGAUACCCUAAAAGUGGCAGUUCCUGGACUUAUUUACACAUUCCAAAAUAAUCUGCUCUAUGUUGCAGUUUCUAAUUUACCAGCAGCCACAUUUCAAGUUGUAUAUCAGAUCAAAAUUUUAACGACUGCCCUCUUUUCGGUUAUAAUGCUGGAUAAGAAGUUAUCAAUUAUGCAUUGGUUUGCGCUAGUUGUUUUAACAACAGGAGUAGCGAUGGUUCAAAUUGAAACUACUUUAACUAAAGAUACUUCGAAAGACGAUUUGAACUCGAAUCAGAAUCCAAUUUUGGGUUUCGUAGCUGUGUUAAUAGCGUGCUUGUCAUCAGGAUUUGCAGGAGUUUAUUUCGAAAAGAUUCUAAAAGGAUCUCCUGUUUCAACUUGGUUGAGAAAUAUCCAGCUUGCCAUUUUUGGAAUUGUUUUAGGAAUGAUAGCUGUUUAUAUUAACGACGGUGCCAACGUGCUAGCUUUUGGAUUCUUUCACGGAUACAAUCAAUAUACAAUCAUGGUCAUCCUAAAUCAAGCACUGGGCGGACUUGUUGUUGCAUUUGUAGUUAAGUAUGCAGAUAAUAUUUUAAAAGGGUUCGCAACCUCAAUAGCAAUCAUCAUUUCGUGUGUGUGCUCUAUAUUUCUAUUCAGUUUCGAAGUGUCGGCCGUUUUUCUAAUGGGUGCUACGCUUGUUAUUGGUUCUGUAUGUCUCUACAGUAGUCGGUGAUGAAUAUAAUUUAAUUCAAAAUUUGCUCAAAAGGACCAAUCACUAAUAAUAGUAUGACGAUUAUCAAAUACUUGGAAUUUAAUUAAUUUUUCUUUUGCAUUUGAGUAAUUUAUGUGAUCACGGAUUUUGAAGAGUUUUGAUAAAUUGACAUUUUAGAAAAAAAAAUUUGAUCGAAACCUUCGCGUGGAUAAGAGCAGUCACAGAUCUGGACCUUCAUU